Molecule: messenger RNA, 2553 nt
Organism: Pantherophis guttatus
Lineage: Eukaryota; Metazoa; Chordata; Lepidosauria; Squamata; Colubridae
Gene: CTNNBIP1
Product: catenin beta interacting protein 1
Biological process (GO): negative regulation of Wnt signaling pathway
Cellular component (GO): nucleus; cytosol; beta-catenin destruction complex
Molecular function (GO): beta-catenin binding
Source: RefSeq, a predicted model, not a curated record
UCCCUCCUUCUCCUCAAGGACCCCCCCCUCCUCCCCCCCCCCAAAAAAAAAAACAAAAAAAAACACCCAACCGCCGCCUUCAGGGUUGCUGUUUGUGGCGUUUCCAGGCUAACAGAUCACAGUCAAGUAUUCUGGAGUCUUCAAAACUGGAAAAAAGGGAAUGAACCGUGAGGCUGUUCCGGGGAAGAGUCCGGAGGAGAUGUACAUUCAGCAGAAAGUGAGAGUCCUGCUAAUGCUUAGAAAGAUGGGAUCAAACUUAACCAGCAGUGAAGAGGAGUUCCUGCGGACGUAUGCAGGAGUAGUGAAUAGUCAGCUUAGCCAGCUUCCUCAGCACUCUAUUGACCAAGGUGCGGAGGAUGGCGUGAUGGCAUUUUCCAGAUCAGAGACCGAAGACAGAAGACAGUAACUGGAGCGGCUCUAUGUGCUAUAUAGAACUGGAAAAGGGGCAAACGAAGCGCCGGGCAGGUCGAGGAAGAUGAGCGGUCACCCUUCGGUCCCUUUGCCCUGCCCUAAAGUCGGUGUGUCCCCACCAUAGCUUCCCCUGCUCUAAAUUCUCUUCUCAUCUCCAGCCCUCCUGAAUGCAUUUCACAGCCCUCGGUUCCCUUCCCCUAUUAUUUUGGCUCCGUAGGUUUGUCGCCGAUCCAGGAUGACUCCAGGAAUGCAUUUAGGAUUGGCUUACCCGCCCCCACCUCCACCCAUAACAAGUGAACCAAUUGGCAGAUUCGGAGAAGAAAAACCGUGGCAGCCCCUCCCCACCCCCCUCGUGUUUAAUUUUGCUUUUUUUAAAAAAUAAUAAUAAUUAAUGAAUGGUUCCUGAUGUCCCACUUGCCAAGCCUUUAGGCUCCAGUGCUUAUAUAGGUCAGGUUGGUGUGUUUUUGGAGAGGGGCUUGGUCGUGGGCAAGUGGAAGAGGCCCGGGGUGGAAAGGCUUGUAGAUGUUUUGCUGAGAUCAGUGUUUUCUUUUGCUGGAAUCUGAGGGGUGGGGGGGGGAGGACAGAGGGGAAGAGGGGAAUCAGUGUAUUUUAGUUACCGCUUUGCAAUUUCUGGAGGGACGGUGGGAGAGGCAGAUCUUUGGCUCUAUUUAUUAUAAGAUUGCUUGAGUUUCAGAAAAAAAAAGCCAGUGUUAAGGGGCCGACUUUCAGCCGAUUGCAAAAUCUGCCCGUCUGGGGUUGCUGCCGCUCAGAAAUUCCUGGAUUUCUGGGGUGUCUUUAGACUGAAAGGAAGCGCUCAAAAGCCCGGAGUUGAGAUGGUGAAUCUCCAAUUUAAAAAAAAAAAAAAAAUCAAGAAACUACAUUUGUGCUCAGGAGGAGAUUUGCUGUCACUCUGCCGGCGUUGAUGAGUUGCAAAAUCUGUAACCCUCUUCAGAUUGGACCUGUUUUGCUGUAGCUCUUUGAUAGCGUAUUUCGGGGGGCAAUUAAAAUCUACUCUCAAUGGCUCCAGGUGGUAGAACCAAUUCGCAGUAUUAGUUAUAGACCAGAGUAUUAAAUUCCCAAAAGCGCCUUCAUCCAUGUAUUUCCUUCCAGGAAGGCAGCAUUGCUAGCUGGAGAAUUCUGGGGGUUGAAGUCCAGACAUCCUUAAAGUUGCCAAGGUUACGAACACUAGCCUAGGAGAAAACGAGAAUUGAUUUGCAGGGAGGGUGAAAUGAAAUUAAUUCAUUUCUUGGGCGCCAAUAGUGAAAUCAACAAUAAAUGUAGUUUUACCUUUACAGUAAAGUUUUAAGUUCCUCUAGAAUGUUGAAUUUUUGGUCUUUUUGGAUUUGAUUUUUUUUUUUUUUUUAAAUAUGGAUGGAGAAGGCCAGCUUUUGAAAAGGACAAAUUCUUUUUCCAGGUUACACUUAUUUUCCACACGGCAGGGACUCCAGAUUUUCUUCCUUGCGUUAUGGGAAAUUGUCUUCCCUUAGAAGAUAAAACCGAUGUUUGUGUCUAACCCUCCUUUUCAAUAAAUGGUACAAUUUGGACUGUGCUUUUGUGGUCAGGAGCAACUUCCAUUCUACCAUCACUCUGGUGCUGUUCGUUUGCUUCAUUAACUUUUUUUUUUUUUUAAAUCUCCUUCAGUGGUGCUCUUCGAAAAAAACCUCGUCAUUCACCCAUCCUCAACAACGCUGUCUUUUAAUCAUUUGCCCUUAAUUCGGUGGCUGCGUUUUCCUCCGAAAACUGCACGGCAUUUCUAUCUUGCCUGCCGCAAACGUCCCCUUCCAAAAUCCAUUCGUUACAGCAGUUUUAAAAAGAGCUACUCGCUCUGCCCCAGCUCUUUUUCCAGUCCUGUCCUUCUGUGUUGUAUAGGGAUGAGAUGUUGAACAAACUGGUGCCAACCCAGGAUCGGUGCCAACAGUAUAAAUGUUGGGGGGGGAAAAAGUGGUCUUCAAGAAAGCCCAUUUAAGGCUCAAUCUGGUGUCUGGAUGGGUUAAAUAGGCAAAUGUGGCUCAUAGGCUGUCGGUGUGCUCGGCGUUUCCAAACUGCUAAGAAAAGCAAAAUUGAGUGUGUCUGUUUUGUAAAACCUCCCGGAGGGCUAAAAUGUACCUUGAAUUGGAGUGGGAAAAUACAGUUUUAAGAGCU